Molecule: messenger RNA, 876 nt
Organism: Daphnia pulicaria
Lineage: Eukaryota; Metazoa; Arthropoda; Branchiopoda; Diplostraca; Daphniidae
Product: orcokinin peptides type A-like
Exons: 4
Coding region: 176-625 (149 amino acids)
Molecular function (GO): neuropeptide hormone activity
Source: RefSeq, a predicted model, not a curated record
GUAGGGCACAGAAGCGAGCAAGUAAAGAGACGCAAAAGAGAAUCUCCCCUCCUCUGUUGUACUCCUCCCGAUAUUGUAGAGCAGUCAACAAAAUUAUUCAUUUGUAAAGUUUGCUUGCUUCUGCUAAGCAUAGCAUAAAUUUCGAGCAGUUUUUUCUCUUCUUACCUUUUUCGAAAUGAAUUGUCUCAAAUUUCGGCUUGUCGCUGUCGCGAUUCUCAUCUUCAAUGUGGUCACCGCUCUGAAUUACCAGAGUGAGGAGGCGGUGGGAGUGGAGCAUGAACGAGAUCGGGAUAGCCUUGGAGGUGGCCACAUUCUUCGCGGUCUGGAUUCAAUAGGAGAGAGCAAUCUACUGCGGGCAAUUUACCGAGAAAAACCCCGCGACUUUUUGCGGAUAAAUCGAGGACUGGACUCGCUUAGUGGUGCUUCUUUCGGUAUCGAAAAGCGCUUAGACUCUUUGACUGGUCUAGGAUUUGGCAGUCAGAAGAGAAACCUGGAUGAAAUUGAUAGGUCGAAUUUUGGAACAUUCGCCAAGAGGAACCUCGACGAAAUCGAUCGCAGUGAUUUUGGUCGCUUUGUCAAGAAGAGAGAAACCAUGGAAGCGGAAAGUUCUCAACAGCAGCACUAAACAGAAUAAUUCAUAAUUUGGGUGAAGUCCAAUAUGGAUAGAUAAAUAGAUGUAAGCCGCUUUAACAUAGACCUCACCGUCUUCAAACGAAAAGUACAUAAUUGCAUUUCAUCGUAUUUCUGAUGACAAAAUCACAAUGCCCACAGCACUUAGGACUACACGCGGCAUUACACAGUUUUUCACCACGGCUCUUUUCUCAUCAUGUGUAUCUAUGGUGACUCCUUUCAAUAAACAAACAUAUUUCAAUCAAA